AUGGCUGCCCUCCAAGAUCUUGAAGAUUGGAUCGCCGACUCGAACACGGCGCUCAACAUCAGCCUCGUUUCGCCGACGCCUUCGGGCCUUCAACUGAUAUCCACCUUUAACCCGAGCUUCACCUAUCCCAUCUUUGGCGAGGAUGAAAAAAUCUUUGGAUACAAAGAUCUCAAGAUCAACCUUAGAUACCGCGCCAACGAUAUGCGCCCGCACGUCCAGACAUCAUACAGCAGCAAAUUCACUCCUAUCGGCGAAACCGAGCCCAUGGAUGUUAUGGGCAUGCUGAAAGAGGAUGCGCAGCUUCCUGAUAUCGCAUUUGGCAAGGCUGCGGAUUUCGAGAGCAACUCACAAAAGCUUGGAGAUGACUGGCAACCUCCCGGAGAGUUUCACGCUAGCUUCGAAGGCACCGAUGGCACAUACGAGAUUUGGAGAGGCACUCUGGCGGACCCGGCCAUCAAGCAACUGAACAAUCGCGUCCAGCUCCUGGUGCCGCUCCUCAUAGAAGGAGGAUCUUUCAUUGGCCAAACCCCAGACUCGACCUCCUCAGAGACUGAGAUGCCCGAUGCAGAUCGCUGGACUCUUUUCCUGCUUUACCGCAAGCAGCCGUCAUCUCCUGAUCCGAAAAAGAGCUCCUUUGUCUUUGUCGGCUACUCGACUGUCUACCGAUUUUUCUAUUUCCAGCCUCCGCCGACCCCUCCCGGAUCCCCGAAGCCGAACCACGAGUGGGAGCUGCCUCAGGGCGACAUGGAUCUAGCACAAUUGCCUUGCCGCACGCGCCUCUCGCAGUUUCUGAUUCUGCCUCCUUUCCAGGGCAGCGGACACGGCGCGCGACUGUACAAGUCCAUCUUUGAGCACUACCACAAGCAUGCUCAAACGCACGAAUUCACGGUCGAGAACCCGAACGAGGCAUUUGACGAACUCCGAGAUGCUUGCGACUUGAAAUUCUUGCGUACCGUGCCCGAGUUUGCUGCUCUGAGACUGAACCCGGAUGUCAAAGUUGGCAAGACUGGGCUGAUUCCUCAGCUGAUCAGAGGCGGCGAGGACCUGGAGGCAAUCCGAGCCAAGACCAAGAUUGCGCCGCGCCAAUUUGCGCGCGUAUUGGAGAUGCACAUCAUGUCCCAGCUUCCGGACUCUGUCCGUCCGCGCAUCGAUCCGGAUGAGAACGUUCCGUCGAAAACUGCCGCCGAUCGCCACCUAGAGCGACUGUGGCAACUGCUUGUCAAGCAGAGACUGUACAGACACAACCGGGACAUCUUGGCACAGAUUGAGCCCUCGGAGCGCAUUCAAAAGCUGGGCGAGACGUUGUUGGGAGUCGAGCUGGAGUAUGCUAGACUGUUGGCGGCGCAUGGCGCGAGCUCUGCCAGCGCAGCUACGGCCAAGCGCAAAUUGGAUGACGACGCGGAAUCGACGUCGAGUAAGAGAACACGAGUAGAUGAGUAA
Akanthomyces muscarius is the source of this 1440-nucleotide messenger RNA. RefSeq lists its product as uncharacterized. Gene Ontology annotation, biological process: subtelomeric heterochromatin formation. Bases 1 to 1440 code for a protein of 479 amino acids. Gene Ontology annotation, molecular function: histone H4 acetyltransferase activity. The record is from RefSeq and is a predicted model, not a curated record. The transcript has 3 exons. Gene Ontology annotation, cellular component: nucleus. NCBI's taxonomy places the organism in Eukaryota, Fungi, Ascomycota, Sordariomycetes, Hypocreales, Cordycipitaceae.